Molecule: messenger RNA, 264 nt
Organism: Rotaria sp. Silwood1
Lineage: Eukaryota; Metazoa; Rotifera; Eurotatoria; Philodinida; Philodinidae
Source: the annotation of a GenBank genome assembly
AUGACAAGUAAUGUUAUCAAAUAUAUAGAUGAAGAAUUAGAAAAUCAAAUAAGUGAUGAAAUAAAUGAAAAUGAUGACGAUGAAGAAAAUAAAAAUGAUUUUAUUCGACGUUAUUUUGAUCGAUAUACUUCAGUAGAUGAACCAUUAAGUGGUGAACAUACAAUGAUUAUGGUAAUUAAUAGUGAUGAAUUAAAACAAUAUGUUGAAUCAAAACCUCUACUUGCAAAUAUUAAACUUUAUGCAAAAUCAAAUACAAUUAUUUAA